AUCCCUCAUACGCAGACUUGGCUCCUUCUAUGAGUAACAAAGAUUUUAUCAAGAGACGUAUCAAAAGACCAUAGGAAGUUCAUCAACUAACAAAGUGUAGCAUCGUGCUUCUACAAGGAUAUUUUCUUAAACUAACGACCUUUAGGCUCUAAAAAUUCGACAUGAAGGCAAUCAACAACGUUUGCUGUAUUUUCAUAUUCGUAUGCUUAAUGAACGUGGCACAUUCUGAGGGAUCACAGGACAAGAUCGAGCAACAGUUCUUAGACACUUUCACAACAGACGAAUUGCAGAAGAUCAAAAGACCUUUUUGCAAUGCAUUCACUGGAUGCGGAAGAAAAAGGAAUUUCCAUGAAAAUCCAGUAGAAUCUCAGGAUAUGGGGGCAAGUGGCAGCAUUCGACUUCCAAUUUUCGUUUACAAGACAUUACUGAGGGCAGCAGCUCAAAAUAUUCGAAACACAAUUCAACGUGAUAUAAAUGAUUAUCAGACAGGAAUCCCACAGGUUUAUUUAUCUGGCAAAAUACCUCUUCAUAAGAGAUUCGACAUGCCGUCAACAUCCUUAAAUUAACUCGAUUGUUCGAAUCUAUGGAUGAUACGAAUUAUUUGCGAAAA
Molecule: messenger RNA, 610 nt
Organism: Frieseomelitta varia
Lineage: Eukaryota; Metazoa; Arthropoda; Insecta; Hymenoptera; Apidae
Exons: 4
Coding region: 162-566 (134 amino acids)
Source: RefSeq, a predicted model, not a curated record